This is a messenger RNA of Dovyalis caffra, 981 nucleotides long. Lineage: Eukaryota; Viridiplantae; Streptophyta; Magnoliopsida; Malpighiales; Salicaceae. The record is from the annotation of a GenBank genome assembly.
AUGGAAAUUCUUCAACAACAACAACAAAACCGUAGUAACCACCCCUCUUUAUCUCUGCUUUCGCCACCCAACAGUCUAUGCCAUCUCCCAGGGCCAAGACUACUCUACAAACACACAACACUUCUUGUUGAGUGCUUUCAUGAACACAAGAGGCUCCAGUCCUUGAUUCACAACCUCAAAAGCAACCACAACAACCCUUUGCAACUGCGUGACCAGGAUGGAGAUUGGUCCGAAGAUCGCUUCUGGGCUGUCAUCAAAUUCCUUAAACUCUCUGCAAGAUCCAAUCGGGUUCUUAAGGGGUUUCAUAUGUGGAGGGGCAUGGAGAAAACAAGAAUUAAUGAAUUCAAUUAUGAAGAUAAUAGGGUUGUUAGGCGAAGAGAGUCUAAUGGAAGAUGCAUUUGCAAUUCAAUAAUUCAUGGUCAUGCAAGAAAUGGCAAGUUUGAUGAUGCUUUGUUUUACCUUAAUCGGAUGAAAGAAAUGAAUUUGCGUCCCGAAAGUUGUACUUAUGAUGGCUUGAUCGAAGCUUAUGGGAAGUAUAGAAUGUAUGAUGAGAUGGGUAUGUGCAUGAAGAAGAUGGAGCUGGAUGUGUGUUCACCUGAUCGCUAUAUUUAUCAUUUGCUUAUCCAAGAGGUUGCACAAUUUGGGUUGCUGACAAGAAUGGAACGGGUAUAUCAGUCUACGCGAACCAAAAGGAUGAAGUUGCAGUCUUCGACUUUGAUUUCGAUGCUUGAGGCAUAUGCAAAUUUCGGGAUUGAGGAUUUGACUAGGAAAUUAGCUGGGGCUUAUAUUGCAAAACACAUGUUUUCCAGAUUACAUGACUUGGCUGUUGAUCUUACUUCUAGAAUUGGUCAGACCGAUAUUGUUUGGUGCCUACACCUCCUUUCCCAUGCUUGUCCUUCGAGUCGAAGAGGCAUGGAUGCUGUUGUUAGGGAGAUGGAUGAUGCAAAGAAGAAAUUGGUUUUGAUUGAAAAGGGAGUUUAG